This is a messenger RNA of Topomyia yanbarensis, 1330 nucleotides long. Its product is annotated as cuticle protein 19.8-like. The coding region runs from base 126 to 1085 and encodes 319 amino acids. Gene Ontology annotation, molecular function: structural constituent of chitin-based larval cuticle. Gene Ontology annotation, cellular component: chitin-based extracellular matrix. NCBI's taxonomy places the organism in Eukaryota, Metazoa, Arthropoda, Insecta, Diptera, Culicidae. The record is from RefSeq and is a predicted model, not a curated record. The transcript has a single exon.
GAACAAAUAGGACAGCAGUAUAAAUAGUCCAGUAAUUCGACUCUCAAGGCAUCAAUCGUGUUCAAUCCUCCGCAAAAGCGAGUACUGGUAUACCAGCAGCGCUAACGUUUAAAGUAUUAUCAAAUAUGAAAGUGUUUAUCGUGGUCUCAUCUCUGCUGGCUGUUGCCACUGCUGCUCCAUCGGUGUUAACGCAGCAGGUUUACGCUACCAUCCCAGCUACGACAUACAUCGCUGCCCCAGCGGAAGUGACCAGCCAAUUUCACGCACAGGAUGAACUAGGUCAAUACUCAUAUGGAUAUAGUGGAGGACUUUCCGCGAAGACGGAGACCAAGUCUCUGGAUGGAGUGACUCGUGGAUCGUACACAUUCCUGGAUGCUGACAACAAAGUGCAAACCGUUAGCUAUACCGCUGAUGCCGCUAAUGGUUUCCGCGCCGAGGCCAGUAACUUGCCAGUUGCUCCAGUUGAGACCCGAGCUGCUCCUGAACCAGUCCAGGAUACUCCCGAAGUCGCCCAAGCUAAGGUUGAACAUUUGGCCGCUGUUGAGGAAGUGAAAGCACGUAAUAGCGCUGCUGAUGAGGCAGAUGCCGCAGAACCAGCCUCCGUUGUUGUGAACUCUGCCCCGGUUGCCGCUAUUACUCCAAUCACCACCUACAACGCUGCCGUCCCAACUAUUGCCUACGCUCCUGCAUCUGGUUUCUCCUACUCCACUUCUACUGUUUCCCUGAAACCACAACCUGUGGCCAUUUCCACAUAUGCUGCCCCAAUUGCAGCACCAACUGUUGAGGUCAAAGCUCCAGCAUCCUUUGCCUAUUCCACAUACACCCACAACAUCCCUACUGCCGCUAUUCAGUACAGUGCUGCCCCAGUCACCACUUACGCUGUGAACGUGCCAGCUCCAUCGUACGCCUACGCCUACAGUGCACCUGCCUACUAUACCUCGGCCAACUUCGCUCCAUUGAUCGUGAAUGCUCGUUCUGCUCCCGUCGCCGUGCCAGAACCUGUUCAGGAUACUCCCGAAGUUGCCCAAGCUAAGGCCGAACAUCUGCAGGCUGUGGCCGAAGCCAAGGCUCGCAACCUACAGUAAACACAAAUAUACGCGCACACCGGUGGUCUCAAGUAGACCUCAACGGAGAACGACCUACCAGUAACGCAAUCUAGCUCACCGGAAAUAAAACUGCAAAACUAUUGUAAAAAUGUACAAUUUCGAAAUAACUGCAACACUUUAGCUUAUAUAUGGAAUGUAAAUUAUGCAAUCGUUAAAAAGGACGCACCUGUGCUGAAAAACGCAAAUAAAAUAAUAAAAAAAAACAAAUGGAUGUCAAAUACAAA